UCCCCGUACUCAUCUGCAUCUGAUACAUGUCUUGGCUGCGUUCUGUCCAAUUCAGUGCAAAAGGCAGAGUGCAAGAUUCUGACUCUUUGCUCUCAAGACAGACAAAGAAGAAGUUUUCUGCCUUGAAACAAAAAGAUUGCAGACAGGAAUCAUUCUCUGUUUUAUCAGAUGCCACCGUAACAAUGCUUAUAGCAUUGAAGGAUGCUGCUGUAAUUGCACCAGUUCCCUACAUUGGUGAAGCAGUAGGAUUGGCUAUAGGGAUAUGGAAAAAUGUCCAGGUCUGUGAUAUUUCCUGACAAUCAUGG
Molecule: messenger RNA, 305 nt
Organism: Lentinula edodes (shiitake mushroom)
Lineage: Eukaryota; Fungi; Basidiomycota; Agaricomycetes; Agaricales; Omphalotaceae
Exons: 1
Coding region: 27-296 (89 amino acids)
Source: RefSeq, a predicted model, not a curated record